Messenger RNA from Episyrphus balteatus (marmalade hoverfly), 2140 nucleotides. It is a transcript of the gene Syn2, whose product is annotated as gamma-1-syntrophin. The record is from RefSeq and is a predicted model, not a curated record. NCBI's taxonomy places the organism in Eukaryota, Metazoa, Arthropoda, Insecta, Diptera, Syrphidae. The transcript has 11 exons. Gene Ontology annotation, molecular function: structural molecule activity; protein binding. Bases 539 to 2083 code for a protein of 514 amino acids. Gene Ontology annotation, cellular component: dystrophin-associated glycoprotein complex; intracellular anatomical structure.
UCCAAAAACGGGAAAAGAAAAAUAUAUUUUGUUUUUCUUUUAUCCUUUUUUUUCCUACCCAAAUCCUGGGUGCGGUGUUGUUAGUGAAAAAAAAAAAUAAGAGAAAAAUAUUGGGGAAAAAAUAUCCCCCCUGGUUUUGAUGAAAUAAAAAUUAAAAAAGGGAAAAAAAUAAAUUUUCAUCCUUUUUUUCGCUGUGAAUUUCUGAAUAUUUAUGUAUCGUUGUCCUGGCUGCUCCUGCCACUGCUUUUGCUGCCGCUGCUGCUGCACUUGAAACUUUGACGGGAAACUCUGUAUAAAUAGCCCCAAGCAGGGCGCACAACGAGAGCAACAAAGACACAAAAACUCUUUUGGGGGUCAGUUGUGCCAUCAAACAGAACGACAGAGAGGAACAGCACACUUCAAGGACUAAAAAAAACUGAAUUUCAAGUCUGGAGGGCACACAUGUUUAUACUUUCAUUUUACUAUAGAGUAAAAUUUUAAUUAUAGAUAAAAAGGAAUUUUAAAAAAAAUAAGCAAAAUUCGGUUUGAAACUGGAAAUAUGAAGAUCAAUGCAAAAAUGGCGACUCCGAUUGAGGAAAAAGUGGAUCAGAAUCUAAAGAUUCGAACUGGGAUGGUGACAGUCAGCGAUGGCAAAAGCAAACCCGAACCACUGAGACUGAAUUUGACGAUGGAACUAUUGACGUUGCAAAAAUUGGAAAUUGUCACGCCCACGAAUCCAAUGUUUAAUGGGCCGCCCACAGAAUCUAAGGAACGAAUGGUUCAAAUAACUCGACAAAAAAUGGGCGGACUUGGUUUGAGUAUAAAAGGUGGCGCCGAACAUAAACUACCAAUACUGAUAUCCCGCAUUUAUAAGGAUCAAGCGGCCGACAUAACUGGACAAUUGUUCGUUGGCGAUGCAAUUAUCAAGGUAAAUGGUGAAUAUAUAACAGCGUGCCCGCAUGAUGAUGCCGUUAACAUUCUACGAAAUGCCGGCGAUAUUGUCGUUCUAACUGUCAAACACUAUCGAGCUGCAACACCGUUCCUCCAAAAGCAACUUACUAAGGACACCCCCGACUCAGACAACGAUGCAACAUGUGCGGAACUGAAGGCUGACGAAGGAUUCAAAUCCUCGGUGAAUAAUGGCACAAUAAGUAGGAGCUGUAGUCGACCUAUGUCAAUUUGUUCGGAGCCGGAGAAAAAGUGGGUCGAUGUUGUUUCAGUUCCCUUGAUGAUGGCCUACGUGACUCGAUACAUCUACGGCACAGACAAGCUGCGACCUAAUGCCUUUGAAGUACGUGGCCUCAAUGGAGUUUCAACGGGAAUCAUUCACUGUGAUGAUCUGGCGAUUCUCAGUCAAUGGCUCAAACUAAUAACAGACAAUGUAGUUGGAUUAACACAUUUACAGAUGAAGCUAUACAAUCGGAAUUUUGCUGUUGGCGAACGAAUCGAAUAUAUGGGUUGGGUAAAUGAAGGAGUCAUCAACAAUAACAUCUCGUGGCAAAGCUAUAAGCCCAGAUUUCUAGUUCUCAAAGGAACCGAGGUUAUGCUCUUCGAAACCCCGCCGCUAAAUGUCGCAGGAUUAUCUAAGGCCUUGGUUAUCUAUAAAGUUUAUCAAACGAUGUUUCGUGUAGUUAAAGAAUCAGAAACUGUGGACAGCCGCCAACAUUGUUUCCUGCUACAAAGUUCAGGACACGAGCCACGAUAUUUGAGUGUGGAGACACGACAAGAAUUGUUGCGAAUUGAGAACAGUUGGAAUGCGGCAAUUGUAACGAGUGUCAUAAAACUUGGGCGGAAAACCUUUGCCGUUUCACAUCACGGAAAGAGUGGCGGAUUAACGCUUGACUGGCAAUCAGGAUUCUCAUUAGCCGAAGGGGCGGACUCGUCAAUAGUUUGGCAGUAUAAAUUUUCCCAACUACGUGGUUCGAGCGAUGAUGGCAAAUCAAAGCUGAAACUUCAUUUUCAGGAUCAUGAAACGCGUGCUAUUGAAACAAAGGAACUAGAAUGCCAAGUGCUGCAAAGUUUGCUAUUUUGUAUGCAUGCGUUUUUGACAGCUAAAGUUGCUUCUGUCGAUCCAGCAUUUUUAAGUUCAAUUCAGCAGUCUUAAUUAAUCAAUUAUUAAAUAUAAUAUUUAAAUUUUAAAUUUAAAUUUAUAAUAAAAAAA